Messenger RNA from Salvia hispanica, 687 nucleotides. RefSeq names its product tRNA dimethylallyltransferase. Lineage: Eukaryota; Viridiplantae; Streptophyta; Magnoliopsida; Lamiales; Lamiaceae. The record is from RefSeq and is a predicted model, not a curated record.
CUCCACAGCAAUCAGUUACUCCUUAAUAACCAGAAAAGGGAAAGAGCCCAAAAAUAGAAAAAAAUGCCCUCACUUUCUGCUUUCAAAUUUUCGAUUCUCUCGCAUCCACCACUCUCUAGCAGAAGAUCAUUUUCACCGACAAGCCCUUCGAUUUUAAGAGAAUUCCGGCCUCGCCCAGAUUUAUCCUCGUCAGUGUCUAUUUCUAGAAGGGCCCUUUUCCGGCGAAAAUCGUCGGAAGAAGAGGCGGAUGUUGCAGAAGCGGAGGACGAGUGGCUGCAGAAAUUGCCGGAGAAAAAGAAAGCGUUGUAUUCUCACAGUUUGCCGUGCGUAGAGGCGUGGCUCAGAAGUUUGGGGUUUUACCAGAGCAGAGAUGAUAGAGCUGUUUGGUUUGUGGAGAAGCCUGAUUGGCAUGCACAGCUCUCGCUUGAUGUCACUGACUUGUACAUAAGGUACCUGAAGAGUGGAGCAGGAAAUCUCGAGAAAGAUGUUGAAAGACGAUUCAGCUAUGCCCUCAGUAGGGAAGAUAUCGAAAAUGCCAUACUGGGAGGACCGUGACGGCACAAAUAUAUUUCUCUUAAUCAUCAUAAUUUGUGAGUGGUGAAUAUCCAUCUUAAAAAAAGAGCAUGGAUUUCUGAUAAAUCUUGAACCAAUUUUCAUCGGGGUUAUGGAUAUAUUCAUGUUAUACAA